Ostertagia ostertagi is the source of this 786-nucleotide messenger RNA. The record is from the annotation of a GenBank genome assembly. NCBI's taxonomy places the organism in Eukaryota, Metazoa, Nematoda, Chromadorea, Rhabditida, Trichostrongylidae.
CUCCCAGUUUACGCAACACCGUUCGAGAACUCCUCGGUCGGUGUAGAUCGGACAGCAAAAAAUCAUAAUGGUGUAGUAUGUACAUCAAGGGAAUGCGUUACAAUAGCAGGUUUUUUGGCCGGAAACCUCAACGAUAAGGUCGACCCAUGUGAUGACUUCUACGAGUUUGCCUGUGGCAAUUACGGCCUAAAUCGGAAUCUUCCAGCUAACAAGCCACUUCGGCAUACGAUUAGUGAUGUACAAAGUAGGCUCAAUAAACAAGUGAAGAGUAUACUUCAGAUGCCAAUCUUGGACACGGAAUCGAAGUGGGAUCGACUAGCCAAGGGCUACUAUCAGAAGUGCCUUGAUGAAGACGAACUAGAGCGGACUGGCUUAACUGCCAUCAAAGAGAUCGUUGACUGGGUCGGAGGCUGGCCAACGCUUCAAGGAAGCAAUUGGAGAGAAUGGAACUACUCAUGGGAGCACCAACUGGCGUUGUUGAUGAAUCGAACCGGUGUGAAUGCCGUCAUACUGGAAUUGGCCCUCGACCAACCGAAAUGGGGUGUUGGUUCUCGUUGGCCGUAUCUGAUGGGUCCAGAUGAUCCAAUGCUGAAGAACUACACCCAUCUGAUGACACUCACAGCUAUCGCCCUUGGAGCGGAACCUAAACUGGCCGAAAAAGAGAUGUACGAGGCAAUGGAACUUGAACUGAAAUUGGUGAAUUUCUCCGCAGAUGAUAUGGUACGACGAGAUCCCGAUCGAGGCAACAAUCGAUUCCAAUUGUGGCAGCUGAAAUCUCAUUUUCCA